GAUAAUGCUAGUCUCGCUUGUUUUCGUUCGCUUUUCGACUUCAGUUAGUUCCUAAAUUGUCAAACGGGUACAUAAGUGAUAGUAGGACCGUAAUAUAUUAAUUAUCCGGGAAGCAGGUGUCCUGAUAAGAAGUAAUUUACCAAAUUGUAAUUGAUGUUAGUAUUUUUUUAACAAUGUUAUUACUUUUUUUUUUUUUUUAUAAAACUUGUUAUCAUCAUAUUUGUUAUUGUUGCUGUUAAAUCAUGUCCAGUCAUCUGAAGAGUGAUUCUACGAUUUGUAAAAUGCAUUUUUUGGUCAUACAUUGUGUUUUCUUGAUCGUACUCGCUGACGUUGAAUUAUUGUAUAGGGGUAUCAAUUGCAUUUCCGGAUUUCUUCCAGGAAUUGUGGGUAACAUCUGUGUCCGCCAUGUUGCUCUUUUCCCCACCCCCAGGCCAAUGCUUGGCAAUCGGCCAACUCAAAGAGAGGAGUCUGAAGUAGGCCUAAGUGCGCAUGUCCGGAAACAUUUGAGUUCUUGUGUAUGUUGGGAAGCCUGGUCAAGAGCGUGGUGGUAGUCUGUAUUUCAAGGACACUGGAUUCGCUUUACUCACGUGAUUCAAGGAGAGCAGUACUCAGGACAGGACAGGUCAAGGAGCUGUUUUUCUGCCUUCCUUUGACAGCGACACAGUUUCCUCCAGUCAAUGAAGUGCUUGUGAAGAAAGCAAGGACAGACUUUCCGCCCUAUCUCCAAGUGUGGAUGUCUGCUACAAAGGAGUCGUGGCUUCUGAUGGUAUCACUCGGGCAUUCGCUGAACAAGGAAAAACCUGUCAUUGACAGUUAUUGAGACGAUUCCAAGCACCUUCGUCUGUCCCAGUGUGCGACAGUUCCCUCCGAGUCAGGUGUCAGAUGUGCUCUGUGUGUGGGGAUUGAUGCAAAAAUGUCUCAGCCUCAUUGCUUCCCGACUGACACUCUACGAACGGAAGCACAAAGUCUGUCUGUCCCAACCAAGGCUACUCAGGAAAAAAUCAUCAGCAAAGCUAGCUCACUGCUAAAGACUACUGUAUCACAUCCCACAGCUACCACCUUUCCCCCGUACUGUGGUCAGAUCUCUUCAUCACCACCAUCCAUCUCUUGUUCCGGGGAAGGCAUAAAAGAGAUUGAAAAACAAAAUGUGCAGAGACUAAUGUUAACAAGUGCCUCAACAAAAUCUGGUACAGUUUCCAGCAUUAUUUUGAAUAAAGAGAAGGAAAAGGUGGGAACACCUCUCUCAGCUCUCAUACCUGCAGAUCCGUCAAGACCAGUUUUUCAUCUUUUGAGUUCAAGCUCAGGUACUUUUCUUGUGCCGGUUUUCAAAGCAGCUCACACUAAUAGCAGGAACAAAACUGCCAGGAAAAGUAGUUCAGGUCAGAAGCAACCUGAUUUAAUAAAUACUAUCCAGAAAAGUAAAAAAAGUAAACCCCAGUACGUAUUACUCCCACCAUAUAAAGGUCAUGACUCAUCUUUGAAAUGUGCUUCAGAGCAAGGCAACAAGAAUGCUGGAGCUAUCUUAGCAACUAAUAAUUUUGAUGCAUCUGUGAACAUUUUCAAUUCACAUCAACAGAAUGCUUUGAAAGGAGCUGAUGCUAGUGGCCUGUGUGUGUCUCAAAAAGAUUCUGUAUCUGCUGCUUCAGCCAAAGCGGCUCCAAGUGCAAGCACUGUGUCUGCUUUGAAACCGAUUUCGGUUAGUCAUGUCGCUAAACCUUUGAAAAUUUCAAAGUCACUUUUCAGCCACUCUGCUGGUGCAAAUAGAUCUCCUGCUAAUGUAGCACUGGUGUCUUCUACCGUGCCUCUUACCCACCAACCCUCGACAUCACAGGGUCAAAAACUGAAAGACUUGUCUCAUGAGACUCUAAUUUUGAAAACUCCAGGCCAUCCAGGUCGCAUAUUACAAGUGUCAAUACCUCCCUCAUCUGGCCACAAUAAUGAUCUUGGGAAUGCCAACUACAACAUACAGAAGAGGAGUGUUCAGGAAGAUGUGAAGUCAGAUCAUUCAUACGUCUUUGAAAAACUGAACGAAAUUGUGGCACCUUCUGUGCCAGUUUCUGGCGUAUCUCUUUUAGGUAAUAAACAUUAUGGAACACAUUCAAAGAGUGCUUUGGGUGAAGUGGGAAAAUUAUCACAGGUUAGAGCUUUGUAUUCUAAAGUUCCUCUUGCAAAAGGGCAGUCUACUGCAGGUGUUUUGAAGAAAUCUGAUUUCAGUUCAGAGAGGAAAGACUCUGGUAUGUCUCUCUUGAAUAAAGCUCAUCAUUUUUCCAUUUCCAAGAGUUCCGCGGAUACUAUCAAGCAAGAUGCUGGAAAAUUUUUGCCCGUUGAAAAUUUGUAUUCUAAUAAUGCUGGAUGCGUGAAGGCUCCAGCGUCUUCAAGUGAAAGCUUAAUGCAGUCUUUGCAGCAACUAAUGAAGACGAAGGGGUCGCAGAGUUUUACAGAGUUACCGAGUUCAGUAAAAGACAGAAGAACUGAAUCAACCAAGACACACAUGUUGACAACUUGUCUGCAAACAGCUUGUGGUUCUGUUCCAGUGAACGUGAUUUCUCCCAGCUUAGACGAUGAUGAUCUUGACAUAAAUGCACGUACAGAACUAACUUACACUUCUCAGGAUGGUUCAUGGCUUCCUUCUCAAUUCCAAAAGCGUAAAACAACAACUAGCAAAGGGAAUGCUUUUGGAUAUACAGCAGACAGCAAAUAUAAAAGUUUUGUUCCAGAAUCAGAAGGGCAAGAUUGUGCAAAGUCGGAUUUGUGUGAUGACAUUGUUGAUGAUAAUUAUGGUUGUGAGAUGGAUGACUGGAAGAAGCCACAUGCCAACAUUCAAGAUUCAGAUCUAAAAAUUGAGUCUGUGUUCUCUCUGGCUGAUGCAAUCCCUCAUGUGAUACAAGAUGAUGGAAGAGACUCACCUGUGGAUUUGAAUGAAAGUGAGAAGCAGGAAAUGGAAGUAGAAGAAGUCAAGGUGUCAUCUACCUUCAAGUUGACAUCUUCAGACUGGAAAAAAUAUUGUUCCCCUUGCUUUACUGUUGUGGAGAGGCUUACAAAGGAAGAGAUAAAGGCUGUGAACUCACCUGAGGCAUUUCCAAAGUGCAGUAACCACUGCAGAAAGAGACAUCUGGAUUCACUAUGUCAUCUCAACCUCUUAACGUGUAAUAAUCACCCAAAUUUUGAUUGCUUGCCUUCUCCUCCUUCUAAAGUAGCUAAGCUACAAAGUCCUGAUCAAAACCCCUUAACCAGCAAAACAAAACAAAGCAAGGAUGUGAAGCAUGAAAUAAUUGAUUGUGAAUCACCCACUCUAGAUGGAAACAGUACAUCUUGUGUUGAUAAAGAAAAAAAGAACGAAAUAAAAGAAUCUCCAUGCCCUGCCAUGCAUGUUUUUCCUACUCAAGCAAGCAACUCUCUGAGGCAAGAGGAACAGUCAAAAGAAAUGAGAAAAGAAGAAAAUUUAUCUCCACCAGCAGUAAGAGAGAAGAAAAGGAACACAGGCAGAAGUACAAAUCCUCUUCCGGGGAAUGGCACAGCUGUAUUACCCAAGCAAAAAAGCCCCCAUGCGCUUAUUGUCAGAGGCACAAAAAGCCGUCCACAGGCUGCUAAGUUAUUGUACUCUGAAGAACCUGAUGAUGUCGAAGAUCUUGAUUUUGGUGCAAAACUAGCAGACAAGGGCGAUUUUUCCAAGAAUGAAUCUGUUUUUGAUAACUUAGCAAUAAAACUGCUCAGAAGCCAAGUGGAAGAGAAACGCUCUGCCAUGGCUCUGUGCAAAGCUCAAAGGCGUUGUUGGACAAGUAAACAGAAUAUUCAAACAAAACAGGCCAGGACCAAGACAGCAUUGACGUCUGCUAAAAAAUCACCUCUGCAGAAUGUUACAAAAGGACUGCCCGUUACGAAGGUGACUAGAGAAUCGACGAUGAAAAAGCCCAAUUUGAUACCAUCUGAGAAAACUGUGGAAGAGAAUAAUGCUUUUCAAAGGUUCAAGGUUCACAAAAGCAAAUUUUCCAAAUUCGUUAUUCCAACCCCAGUUCUUUCCAAAACAGCACCAUCUACGACUAAGAGUGGAGAGUUGAGCUCAACUACUAUCCAGGCUGCUUUGAAUUCAUUGUCAUCACAUCUCGCAAAAAGUGGUAAAAAAAUCGUUGAGGAGAACAAUGGGUUGUUUUUGAUCCAAAUUGAUGGAAAGCCUGUGCUUGUGAAACUUUCCAGUCCGAAUGCUCUUGGAUCUUUUCCUAAAACUGCAUUGCCAAAUGGGGAAAAUACCAAGAAAACUUUAACUCAAGGUGUUUCUAGUAAAAAAGUUGAGGGGAAAUCUCUGCCGGUUGAUUCAAAUAUCCAAAAAUCUAGUCCAACUUUAAAUUUGAACUGGUCUCCAAACCCUGGACCUGGCCCAAGAGGCGUGUCUCUUGACCCUUGUGUUGCUGAGGCACAAAAGGAUAAAAGGCAAAAGGCUACACCAUCCUCUGUUCAAACAUGUGGAGCUCUGUCGUCAUCCAGCAGCAGUGCCUCUGCCCUUCUCUCUGGCCUCAUGGCCCUCCCUCCUUCAAACCAGAGCACCACUAGCAUGGCUAAAUCAGAUACCAGGGCUGUCACCACACCUCUGUCAUAUGGAAGAGUUGUCAACAAGGCCAAGGCCCCCUCUUCUAGUGAAAACGCAACUGCUCCUCUAAUUGUUGGAAAGAGCAACAACACUGUUGUCUCUCAUUCUUCUAGGCUGAACAUCACGACGUCCCUUCUUCAAGGGAAAACACCUGUUUCUGGGGAGUGUACCAGCACUACCUCAGUCUCUGUGCCUAUGUCUAGUGUUAGCUCUGUCGCAGUCCCAACUCAUCGGCUUCCAACAACAUCCACAUCUUUAUCUGGUAAUGUUUCUCGUGAGGCUCAAAACAUCACACAGCCAGGAGGUGCUGCUCUACAAACUGCCAUGACGAGGCCUGUCUCUGCAACAUACGCCGAUGAGAACAGUCCCUUUUCUCAUCUCCCUCCCAACAGCACACUGUUACCUCAGCGAAGGGUCCGUACUUCUGAGCACAUCUCCGAGAAAGAGCGUUGGAGGAAGAGAAGAUUACUGGAAGCAAAAUAUCCCCUACCUCCUGGGGUUGUAAUAAAAUGUGAACCCGAUGAUUCUUCGGAUUUCCCAGAAUGCCUUCAAUCCCAGUCCGAGGUUUCUACGUCAGUGGUUUUGCAGCAAAGAAGUAGGGGAGAGACUCGUUUUGAAGAAAAUGACCAGGAAAGUCCUCUUUCACAGAUUGAUGCUGGACAAGAAGUAAUGACGCAUUCCGAACUCAAUGAUGAACCCCCACCACUACUUCAAGAGACACCAUCGGGCAGUGGCCAUGAUUCCGGAACUGGGAAUGCCGACAGCGAUGAUGAUAUGCCACCCGUGCUCCAGCCCAUGUUUUCUUCCACUUCAUCAACCACAGGUAGGCCGUUCUGUGAGGACAGUCCCCACACCCCUCACUCUGUGUCAAAGGCUUCUCAUGGCGUCGCACAGAGUGAAUCACAGUCUGGUGAAGCCCCUUCAGCCAGCCAAGACAGUUGUGACGAUAGUGGUAUUGAUUCCACGGUGCCAAGUGCUAGUUCUUCCACAACAUCGGCUGACAGGUUCUCCUUGCCUUUAAGGCCACAUAGGCCUUCCUUCCAGAAUCCCAAAAUCCAACAUCUGAAAGAACUUCUUGAAAAGAGAAAACUACAAGUUGAAAAAAUGAAGAAAAUGAGCCAAGACGAGCUUCCUUUGGAUUUAUCCACUUAGUUUCUUUGUUAACCCCUUUGUUGCUAGGGUGUGUGCGCUCCUACUGCCAGCUCUAAUUUUCAGCUAAGCUCCUUAGCCAGGACAGCAGUCCUGAUGUUGUUGAACUUGCUGUCUGGUUCCGGCCCACCUACGACAUUUGGAUCCCAGGCCUUUGAUAGUGUCACUUCCCUAACUUUGAACAACUGGAAGUUUUAGGUCAAAAAGUGAAAUUUACUGCCUUCUAAAGCCAUUUUGGUUAUGUUUUUUUUGAGAGUGCACUUUCAUCGGCAAGACUAGACAUGUGUUUCUCGAUAACUUGCAAGGCUAGUAGGAAAGAAAUACUAGCAAAUUUGGUACCGAUAUGGGCAUUUUUUUAUUCACGAAUAGAAAGCCAUACUCUGUGACUGUGGCUAUAUUUCUCUGUACAGAAUUAUUAAAACCAGAUGAUUAUUGAGACGUUCUUGUAAUGUUUAAUAUGCAACCAGGAAACACUUAUUUUCUCAACUUCUAUGGACAAAACAAAGGAAACAAUUAUGCAUUUUGUAAUGUACCAUUUAUGUCACACGGCAACGAAGGGGUUGGCCUAAUCUAGUUGUGCAAUUAUUUUGUUGUUAAAAAGGGAUUGAAGUAGUAAAUGCUAUCUCUGUCUUCCUUGUUCAAUUCUACUCUUUGUUUCUGGGAUGGUCUUCAUUUAUUAUUACUCAGGGAACAUACAUCAGAUUUCUGUGUAAUCUACAAAAUUUCUUUACAUUUUGCAAUUUUUUUAAUGUACUUCAUUUAAAAUAUCUUCGUGAGGCUUUGUGUAGCUUUCGUUUUCAUAGUGACCAAAGCAGACACAUUACAAAUUAUACAGCUAUGCAGUUGAAUGAAGAAGUGCUUCUUCAACCAGUGUUAUCAUUCUGAAGAUUAUGAGCGUCGUCUUUCAUUUUCAUGGACUGUUAGCUUGAAAAAAAAGGGCUGUCAAAAUUCAUCUUCUUUAAUCUAGUUGUAUGUGUUCAUUAUUUAUGUAAGUUUUCAUCUAUUGUACUCAUUCUAAUCUGUUGAUGUCCAAAUUUUUUACUGAGCUCUAAAGGAACGUGUGAGCAGUUCCAUAGGGCAGAAGGAGGAACAAAGCCUCUGAGCCCCUGGUGCAUUAGACUUGAAAUUGUUCUACGAUGGGCCCCAGCUAUAACGGGCACCAGGACCAGCAUGAUAUCCCAGUUGUAGUCGAAUCCUGGUAUAGAUGGGGAUCACGCUAACAAACAUUACUAAUGAUUAACUAAUGGGAUUGUAUUACUCAGACUGGUAAAUAGUUUACCCACUGCCAAUUAUUUAUUUAUCAGGUAUUUCUCCUUUCUUUUCCAGAGAUAUUUUUGGCUCCUCGCUUUUGUCUUUCUUUUUUAUUGUAUCUUAGUCUCAUGGACAUUGACUGGACAUUAUUUAAGUUGCAUAGGUAGCCUUAAAAAAAAAGAAUAAUUGCAUUUAUUUAACGCAUUUUAUGCUCUACAACAGGCAUUUUGCACACUUUACAACGCGUCAUAUUCAUAGCCACAUGGUGAGCAUAGUUGAGAAAAGGCACACAUAUAUAGAUCUGUAGUAGACCCAGUGCCUGUUUGUCAUUCAGUCGUUUAUUCCCUUCACAAAUCUCGCCACCCCACAGGGAGACUAUGUCCAAUGUGGUGAAAUAGUGCCAGUCCAAAGUCAUACUGAGUCACUGAUUAGAUUUGCAUCAACUCAAAAGUGCAUGUAAUAUCUGCGGAAUCAACAUAGGCCUUCUGCAUGUUAUGUAGGUGCAAUUCGCUAUGUUGGAUAUUACUUUGCUUCUUUUGCUUUCUUUUUUCUGCUUUCUUGUCCACUUGUUGGAUUUUGUCAGUCAAUGGUUGGACUACUGGUAAAAGCAGAGCAUGUAUUCUUCCAAAAAUGCGUGCUGUGAAAGAACUUUUUUGCUUCCGGCUAUAACUAUGAGAUCAUUCCAUAUCCUGUUAUCACCAAGUCUGUUAUUGUUAUUAAAGUGUGGCCUAUUGCGGUUCACUGAAGUUAUUUUUUCUUUUUCUUUAACAGAUUGAAUAUUAUAUCCCAAUGAGUCUUGAAGCUCUUAGUCUUACAUUACUUGGCAUUGCAGGUAGCCUACAUGUUGUUGUAUGACACUGCUGCUUUCUGGUCUUUCUUCUCUUCCUUUCAUUUGAAUAUUUUGAAACAUUUGUUAAUGUUGCAUUUACCACUGCAGUGGAAACCAAUAUUGUGCUAAUAUGCUUCUUUUUUUUUUUUACUUGGGCCAACUAGCUUUUUAGGCUUACAGUACUGUUAAUGAAUUCUACCCCAAAGAACAAGAAUAAUGAAGAUCUUGAACUAGCAUUCAGUAUAAUGCAUUUGCAGUUUUGUGAGAGGGGUGAUCCCAUUUGGUGCCCUCCCCCCCCCUUUUUUUUUUGGUUCUUAGUAGCUUUUUUUCUUUUUUGAUCCGUUAACUUAAACCACUUAAGUGUCCAGACUACUUUGAGAAAAAACACAAUAUUUGGUAGCUUUUUUGGUUUGGUUGUAAAAUGUUAUAGACGUAAUUGACUGUAAAACACAUAAAUGGUAUGAAGCUUUAGGUAAGGGUUUUCAUUUUUGUACAAUUUUAUUCCAUUGGUCCUUCAUAUUUUUGCUACCACUAGUCUAGUACCACCAGACCUUAUUGUUUGAAUUUAAACAAAAUUAGAUUAUAUUAUGAGCCUUUACCAUGCCCUUUUAAAAAAAAUAAAUUGGGAGUUCUUUAUACAGGAGCAUGUGUAGACUUAAUAGCAACAUAAAACAAGUAGAUCAUAUAGACAAAUAUACUUUCUGUGUUUGGAAGAGUAAACUGGUGCAAAUGAAGAAAUCAGUUUUGUUUGAUUUUGAUGCCAAUGCUCACCUUUUGAUUCAUAAUUUAAACAAGAUGUGUUUUUUCAACACUGAGACAAGUUUCAAGGGUGUCUGUGUUUUUAUGUAGCCUACCCGUAUUUUUAAAGUGUUUAUCUCUUACAUCCAUCUUUGUGUUUAUUGUCCAUUUUAUAUGGGGAUUGUAUUCUGAUUUUCAGUUAUACUACUCGUUUUCUUUCAAAAGUGUACAGUCAGAGAUGUACUGAUUUGUUACUGAAGUUUUUAACCCAUUAAACUGUUACGAAGUGAUUCAA
Molecule: messenger RNA, 8847 nt
Organism: Aplysia californica (California sea hare)
Lineage: Eukaryota; Metazoa; Mollusca; Gastropoda; Aplysiida; Aplysiidae
Exons: 3
Coding region: 914-5737 (1607 amino acids)
Source: RefSeq, a predicted model, not a curated record